AGAAAAGGGCAUUUCAACUGAUGCUGCACAAAGUACAUGAUGAGCUUCUGAACAAAGUCAAAGAGAAGAAAUCUCGUUAUCAGAUGUUGUUACAGUUACACAAAGAACUGCUGACAAGCAUCCAAGUUAAGAUGGUUCAUCGACAAUGUCUUCAAAAAGUCCACAAGGAGCUUUUGACAAGACUUCAAGAAAAGGAAAAAGUUAAACAAAUUGUGAAAACAAUUCACAAAGAGCUUCUGAGUCGCCAUGCAAAGAAAGAGUCGGAACGAGAACAUUUUGUGCCAAGAAAGCUGUUGUUGUUUAAUAUUGUCACCUUCAAGACUCUCUCAAAGAGUGAUCUGAAAGUAGAAGAAAAGGAAAUGGAACACUGUCAGUUGAAGGACGUCAGUGAUAGCAGAAUAAAAGCUGACGUCAAAGAAAGCAAUGUACUACCACAGAACAUAGAAAGCACCACAUCACCUCGUACACAAAAGGCAAGAAAAGGAAAGAUGCCACUCAAGGAUCGAUUAAAAAGGUUCCUCGGUCUGAAGUAAACACUGAC
Messenger RNA from Saccostrea echinata, 541 nucleotides. RefSeq lists its product as uncharacterized. The record is from RefSeq and is a predicted model, not a curated record. The coding region runs from base 21 to 533 and encodes 170 amino acids. The transcript has 7 exons. NCBI's taxonomy places the organism in Eukaryota, Metazoa, Mollusca, Bivalvia, Ostreida, Ostreidae.